UAUAUAUAAACAAUUGUUAUUGUUUUUCUCGCAUCAGUUAUAAAUUGUUUUCCCUACUUCGAAAUUAUAAACAAUUAUUUUGUUUUGCAUUUUGAUCGGUGCAUGCAACAAAACCAGAUUGAAAAUGAAAUUCGUUAUUGUAUUGUUGGCUUCUGUGCUGGCUGUGACAAUGGCAAGUCAGCCACAUCCCUGUCAAUGCUGGCCAGACUGGCAGCCUGAAAAUGACGCUCAAGGAUGGCACUGCGUACCAAAAAGCGAGAAAAGCUUCAGUUGCAAUGUUGAUCCACCACCAACAUGCGUAUGCAAGGAUAAAGGGAAAGAUGUAUCACUACCUUCUGGAGAAAUCAACUGCCUUGGCCAAAUUACCAAAUUUGAUAAAGACGAAUGUGAAAAAACAGCAGAAUGGGAAUCUUGGUAUCAGAAAUAUCCACAAUACAGAGCACAACACUAAUUCCAGUGAUGUGGAUUUAUAUAGAACAUACUCAAUUAGUGUAAAAUAAUUUCUAAGAAAUGUUGUAUUUUUAUGUUUUUAAUAUAGGUACCUAUUAAUUGUUAUAAUAGAAAAUAUAUUAUAAAGAAAAUCAUACGAAUAUAUACUUUUAUGUGUUU
This is a messenger RNA of Sitophilus oryzae (rice weevil), 609 nucleotides long. RefSeq lists its product as uncharacterized. The record is from RefSeq and is a predicted model, not a curated record. Lineage: Eukaryota; Metazoa; Arthropoda; Insecta; Coleoptera; Curculionidae. The transcript has 3 exons. The coding region runs from base 125 to 451 and encodes 108 amino acids.